AUGCCUCCGGUUUACUCCCGUUUAUUCCAACCAAUGUGGGCGCGUAUAUUACGACAGACGACACCAAACUUGGAGGGAGCGGCAUGGAAGCGCACGUUUGCCUCCGGGCCGCAACAGACUGUGUCAUUCUUUACUUCAAAGACUGCCCCAUUUACGAUACGACGACCGACGAUAUUUAGUUUUCUAUCCAAAUCUUCCAAAUUACCGUUACGCUCGACCCGGCGAUCGUUUCACCGAACUUCCCGCUUACGAGACGCAAAAUCCUCCCCGAAAGAUGCUCCAGCCCAAGAACCACAGGGGAUCACAGCAAGGUUAAAGAAGCUAUCGAGAGAAUAUGGCUGGGCUGCUUUGGGAGUUUAUCUAGGCCUGACUGUUUUAGAUUUUCCGUUCUGCUUCCUACUAGUGAGGUCGGUAGGGACGGAUAGGAUAGGCGCAAUCGAAGACUGGGUCGUAUCAAAUGCUUCCAAAUUAAUACCACAAUCCGUCCGGACUUGGUGGCGUGAAUACCGCAAAGCCCUCAAGGAAGCCGAAAGGGAAAACAUCGGAGACACCGAGAUCAGUGAAGAUGUUGAGAUGGCCGGCUGGGGUGUAGAGGAGGCUGAGAAAAGGCACAAGGCCGAAGCCAGCCUCGGGACCCAGUUAGCUCUUGCUUAUGCGGUGCAUAAAAGCUUUAUAUUCCUUCGAGUGCCCUUGACCGCUGCGAUAACGCCUAAGGUAGUUAAGGUCCUUAGGUCAUGGGGCUGGAAAAUCGGAAAGCGACCGAGCAAGCGGUGA
This is a messenger RNA of Daldinia vernicosa, 774 nucleotides long. RefSeq lists its product as uncharacterized. The record is from RefSeq and is a predicted model, not a curated record. The coding region runs from base 1 to 774 and encodes 257 amino acids. Gene Ontology annotation, cellular component: mitochondrion. The transcript has 3 exons. Lineage: Eukaryota; Fungi; Ascomycota; Sordariomycetes; Xylariales; Hypoxylaceae.